Messenger RNA from Salmo salar (Atlantic salmon), 828 nucleotides. The record is from RefSeq and is a predicted model, not a curated record. NCBI's taxonomy places the organism in Eukaryota, Metazoa, Chordata, Actinopteri, Salmoniformes, Salmonidae.
AAUGCAGUUAUUUUCACAGAUAUUCCAUCAUGUAGCAGUAAAUACAAACUGAACCGUAUCAGUGACCACAGAGUUAUUCUGUCCUGAUAGUGGUACAUGGCUGCUAUAUUCAAGCAAGUGCUGGGAGUUGGUGAUGUUGGCCUACAUUGAAAAAUAUCUGGCACAUUCUCAAUUAGAGAUCCUGCAAAUCACUGUAGAUCAAUUUAAAAUCUUUUGCCUCUUUUUCUUCGUAAAUUAAUUUACAGAAACAUGGAACCAAACAACAGAACAACAUAUACGGUAACAGAAUUCUUCAUCACAGGAUUGGAUGAAGUACAACACCCAAAGCUGGUGGGAGCAGCCAUUUUGUUCGUCCUCUUUCUCAUUCUGAUCGGAAGCAUCACCAACAUUUGUGUCAUAGCAUUCAACAAGCCUCUACAUACCCCCAUGUACUUUUUUAUUUGCACACUGGCAAUGAUAGACGUAGUCUACACCAGCAGCAUUAGUGUUACAAUGCUUAACGUUCUCCUUGGUGAGGAGAGAAGAGUCCCCUAUGCACCCUGCAUGAUACAGUGCUUCCUAUUUCAUUUAGGAAGCGCUAUGGAACCCUUCACUAUUGCCCUGAUGGCUUAUGAUCGCCUUAUUGCAAUUUCAUAUCCUCUUCGAUAUCAGACUAUCUUAACUAAUACAAAUGUAUGUUUACUUAUAACAUCCACUUGGGCAGUAGGCUGCAUAUUUUCUAUUUUGUGGAUUGGCUUGGUGAACAAUCUGCCCUUUUGUGGCUCAAAUAAACUCCCAUACAGCUUUUGUGAAUAUGCAGCCUUAGUAAGAGCAGCAUGUGUUAGUUAG